GGUAAAUUACUGAAUUAUUCAUUUUUAACUCUGCGUUACGUUGCCGUCUGACGUCUGUGAUCACAACUGUCUCAGUUCACAAUAUCGUCGUUAAUCGAAUUCGCUGUUUCGACGUGAGUUUGGAUAUUACGAAUUGUUAUCCAGUGAAAUCCAGCGAUUAUAUUGAUCAUGGAAGACGACUUGCCAUCCAAGUAUGAAGUGAUCGUCAUUGGCACUGGUAUGACAGAGUCAAUUGUUGCUGCUGCUGCUAGUCGAAUUGGAAAACGGGUUUUACAUUUAGAUAGAAAUGAUUAUUACGGUGGUAUGUGGGCGUCUUUUACAUUUGAAGCUCUUCAAAAGUGGUUGGAUGAAUGUAGAAAUGGUAAAACAGAAGGUUCUGUUAAAACUUCUUCUCCCUUAGUACAAGACAGUGAAAAGUCUGUAACUAUAGGCAAUCAAUUUUCGACCGUAUUUAAUAUUGAAGAAAAAUGGUUUAUACCUGAAAAACUUCCAUCAGUUGGUAAUUUACUUAGUGCUAAAAAUACUCAAACUGAAGAUAGUCCUAAAGAAAGUAAGGAUAAACAGAAUGAAACUGAAGCUACAUUAAAAUAUAAUGAUAAACUUUGGUGUCAGGCUAAACUUAAAAGUUUGGGACGUAAAUUUAACUUGGAUUUAGCUCCUAAAUUACUUUUUUCCCGUGGUACAUUAGUGGAACUUCUUAUUUCUUCAAAUAUUUCUCGUUAUGCUGAAUUUCGAUGUGUUAAUCGUAUCCUCACGUGGCAAUCUGAUAAAUUGGAAACUGUUCCAUGUUCUCGAGCAGAUGUCUUUGCUACAAAAAAUGUUGGACUCAUUGAAAAACGUCAACUAAUGCAACUUUUGACUUUGUGUGUUGAAUAUAAACCAGAGAACGAUGAAUUUAAAGGAUUUGAAGAUAAAACAUUAAAACAAUAUUUAGAAAGCAAAGGUUUGACUGAGAAUCUUAUGCAUUAUGUUUUAUAUGCUAUUGCUAUGUCAAAUGAUACAACACCAUGUAUGGUUGGUGUUGAAAGAACUCAACGUUUUCUGAGUAGUCUCGGUCGUUAUGGUAACACACCAUUUUUAUGGCCUAUGUAUGGUACUGGAGAACUUCCUCAAUGUUUUUGUCGGCUAUGUGCUGUUUUUGGUGGUGUUUAUCAUCUAAAACGGGCAGCUGAUAGUGUAAUUGUUGAGAAUAAUGAAUGUAAAGCAAUUCUAUCUGAUGGAUCGAGACUUGAUUGCGAUCACCUCGUGUUAGGUGUUGCUGAUGCUCCUCCAGAAUUCUUAGGUUCUGUACCAAAAUCUGGUCUUUCUAGAGGUAUCUUCAUUAUUGAUAGAUCAAUAUCAACCACAGAUAAGGAAUCAUUGACAUUACUCCAGUUCCCAAUUAAAGGGAAAGAGCCCAUUACAGUAAUUGAAGCUGGACCAUCUACUCAUGUUUGUCCAUCAGGACUAUAUUUAUUACACAUGACAACUAAGCAAAUAGAUAACGCAAUUAACGAUUUAAAACCUGCUGUUGAAGCAUUAUUGCAUUCUGAAUAUGCUGAUGGUACUACUUCUAGAAUUGAUACUGAUACUCAGGCAACUCAAACACCAAAAGAGGGUGAUUCUUCUGCCACAAAAACAGAAUUUGUCAUUCAGAAUGAAGCAUUAAAACCUCAAGUUUUAUAUGCCCUAUACUUUAAUUGUCCUGAAACUUCGGAAUAUGAUCUUUCUCAGAAUGUUCCAAGUAAUGUUCAUUUAUGUUCAGGACCGGAUUUAGAAGUUGAUUAUGAAUUUGCUGUUAAACAAGCCAAAUCAAUUUUUUCCAAAAUGUACCCAGAUUCUGAAUUUUUGCCCCGUGCUCCAGAUCCAGAAGAAUUAUCUCUUGAAGUUGAUGAAGCUGCUGGACCUCCUUUCCAAAGUUCUGAAGAACCAAAAGAAGAAUGAAUUCAUAAAAUAUCCUGCAUUUGCUUUAAUUAUAUCAUAAUAAGCUAAAAUUAUUAUACAAAUUAUUAAGAUAAU
This is a messenger RNA of Sipha flava (yellow sugarcane aphid), 1998 nucleotides long. RefSeq names its product rab proteins geranylgeranyltransferase component A 1 (gene Rep). Gene Ontology annotation, cellular component: cytoplasm; Rab-protein geranylgeranyltransferase complex; cytosol. NCBI's taxonomy places the organism in Eukaryota, Metazoa, Arthropoda, Insecta, Hemiptera, Aphididae. Bases 169 to 1923 code for a protein of 584 amino acids. Gene Ontology annotation, molecular function: GDP-dissociation inhibitor activity. The transcript has 9 exons. The record is from RefSeq and is a predicted model, not a curated record. Gene Ontology annotation, biological process: vesicle-mediated transport; small GTPase-mediated signal transduction; intracellular protein transport.